Messenger RNA from Neltuma alba, 817 nucleotides. Its product is annotated as PRKR-interacting protein 1-like. Gene Ontology annotation, molecular function: protein kinase binding; double-stranded RNA binding; protein kinase inhibitor activity. The record is from RefSeq and is a predicted model, not a curated record. The transcript has 2 exons. Gene Ontology annotation, cellular component: nucleolus. NCBI's taxonomy places the organism in Eukaryota, Viridiplantae, Streptophyta, Magnoliopsida, Fabales, Fabaceae. Gene Ontology annotation, biological process: negative regulation of protein kinase activity. The coding region runs from base 278 to 790 and encodes 170 amino acids.
UCCGAAGCUGUUGAAAUUUUUGUAGUCGAAUAUUGUUGAUCAAUUGGUGAAAGGUAUCUCGUUUGGAUUUUGGAAUUUGAUUUGGGAAUUCUUUGAGCUUGUUUAAUGCCAAUGCAUCAAAUUUGGCUGCUAUUGCUCGCGUUCGAGUGAGUGAAUCGUGUGCUUUAGUUACUGCUCACCCUAGAAGAGCUCAUCAUCGAAGUUACGAGAAGCAUUAAACGGAAAUUGGGGUUUUUGUAGCUGAAAAUAAAAAAAUAGGUUUUGCGGUAAUCCAGAUAUGUCGACGGGCAAACCUAAAGACGGUGAUCUCCCGGUGGUUUCGGUGCCGGAGAAGUCGAAACCGCCGCGUCCGCCGGCAACAGCAGUAUCCAAUGCACUUGUGGAAUAUACUCCAGUUGGUUUCAAGGAGGAAGAAGAGGACCUUGAGGUUAAGCUACGACGUAUUAUCGAUAACGUGCCUGUCCGAGUCAGCAACACGUCUGGAAGCUCUGCCGGUUCCGGCUCCGGUGACUUUCAUCAGUAUCGACAGAUGAGACGGAAAGAGCAAGAUAGACUUGCGAGGAUGGAAGUUGAUUAUCAGAAAAGGAAAGAACUGGCAGAGUUUACAAUGAGGAGGGAGGAAAGGUUAAAAGCUGCUGAAGAGCGAACAGCAAAGAAGCGAUUGAAACGUCAAAAGAAAAGGCAAAGAAAGAAGGAAAAGAAGAGUAAAUCGAAUACUGGAGAACAGCAGGAACAAAAAGAAGGAUCUUCGGACGAGGGGGACUCAGAUAAUGACGAGGAGGCAACAUAGUAAAGCAUGCCUUGGCCGUACUUUAAU